Messenger RNA from Ictalurus punctatus (channel catfish), 4600 nucleotides. RefSeq names its product NIPA magnesium transporter 1 (gene nipa1). The coding region runs from base 421 to 1350 and encodes 309 amino acids. NCBI's taxonomy places the organism in Eukaryota, Metazoa, Chordata, Actinopteri, Siluriformes, Ictaluridae. The transcript is spliced from 5 exons. Gene Ontology annotation, molecular function: magnesium ion transmembrane transporter activity. Gene Ontology annotation, cellular component: membrane. The record is from RefSeq and is a predicted model, not a curated record. Gene Ontology annotation, biological process: magnesium ion transport.
AUGAAAAUUAAUUAAAACUAAUACAUUUAUUUAUUGUAUGCCUAUAUAUACUAGCAAAAAUGUUUCUAUGUGCACACUGGUCGAUUAAUUCACUGAUGUAUUUGUUUAUUUUUGCCCUGAAUUAAAGUAAGCUUCAGGCCACGCCUACAUCAUAUCUGUUCCGCAGCACCGCUACUGUUCCGUUGCACAAACCACGCCCACUUGUAUAGACCACGCAGUCACGCCUGUUUACCCGUACCCUAACCCCGCCCACCAUCUUUAGCCAACACCAAUCAGAAUUUACUUCCUGGAUUUUGCUCGUGUCGUCAUCCGCACAAUACGGAAAUGAUUUCCUCGCUUCACCGGUGGACUAUUCAAACUCACAGAAGUUGCUCUUAAAUAUUAAAAAGCACUGAAUUAAAAGUUUUAAACACCGUCUGCAUGGAAGAAAAGUCUCCUUUAUCGCUUGUUGGUGGAGUUGGAAUCGCUGUCGUGUCCAGUUUCAUUAAUGGCUCCACGUUUGUGCUGCAGAAAAAGGGAAUAUUGCGAUCUCGCAAAGCUGGUAGGACAUACCUGUCUGACUGUGUGUGGUGGACCGGAACACUGGCAAUGAUAGUGGGUCAGGUCGGGAACUUCCUGGCACACAACGCGGCCCCGGCCGUGUUAGUGACUCCACUCGGAGUGCUCGGGGUUCUGUUCGGAGCCGUUCUGGCUUCAUGGCUCCUCCAGGAGCAGUUGGAGCUGCUGGGUAAACUGGGCUGUGUGCUGUGCUGCUGUGGCUCGGUGGUGCUCAUCGUUCACUCCCCGAAGUCCGACAGCGUGGCGUCGAGAGCUGAGUUCCAGCAGCGACUUCUCGACCCAGUGUUUCUGAGCUACAUCACCCUGGUGCUGCUGCUGUUGGUGCUGCUGAUUGGCUGGCUCUCUCCAGUGUAUGGAAAGUCCAACAUCAUGGUCUACGUGGGAAUCUGUUCCCUGUUGGGAAGCUUCACCGUACCGAGCUGUAAAGGCCUGGGUCUGGCUGCGAAGGAGGCGUUCGGCGGAGACUCGUCCCCUGAUGAUAAUGGCGCUCUGUUCCUCUUCCUGUGCUUGCUGGGAAUUCUCCUCGUCAGCAUCCUCACCCAGUUCACCUUCAUCAACAGGGCUUUGGAGAACUUCAGCUCCAACGUGUUCGAGGCCGUGUAUUACGUCACGUUCACGUCCUCGGUCAUCCUCGCCACCGCCAUCUUGUUUAAAGAGUGGGAAGCGCUCGGCGCUCGGGACUGUUUGGGUAUUUUCUGUGGAUUCACCACGAUAUCAGUGGGAGUGGCGUUGUUACGCAUAUCUCAGGAAGCCGUGCUCACGUGGACUCCGCCCAGAACGAAAGAGGAGUAGUUUAUAUUUGAUCAUAUCACAUAACUCUGAAGAUCUUUAGCAUUUCAGCCAUCCUCGCCUAUUAAGAGUGAUUUACACCCAUCCGUGUUAUAAUGCAGCGCCCCCUGCUGGGGACAGUUUAUUACAGCAACACACUAGCUGCGUUUACAUGGACAACAAUAAUCCACUCUUAAUCCGAUUAAGACCGUAUUCUAAUUAAGAAACUACCAUGUAAACAGCAAUUUUUACUUACUUUAAUCUAAUUAAGGUCAUAAUCGAAGUAACCACUAAUCGAAUUAAGACAGGUGGAGUACUGCUGUUUCAGUCGCAUUAUGCACGUGUAGUAGUGACAUGUAAAGACCUUAAUCGCAUUAUGAGCAUUAGGACGCGAUCACACACGGCAGUUUCACGGCGAACAAGAGAGUUCGGCUGUGUCCCAAACCGCAUACUUUCCUACUAUAGGCCUGUAGUGGUGAAAAAUACAUGUGUCUUGGCUGCUAUAUAGACGGUAAGUACGCGGAUUGGGACGCACCCACCGCUUCAAGCAGUCGUCUAUUAGCACGUACAGCGUGACUAAUAAUUAACUGCACUUAAAGCGUUCGUAAAAAAAUAAAUAAACACACCCAAAACUGUAUACGGUCCCAUAACGAAGACGAACUGCAUGUAGAUACGUGAAAUUCUGGAGGGACGUCGGACGGCGUGGCGCGGUGACGUAAUGACACGGGCUGUUAAUCUAAUCAUGUUCUAAAACAUGUAAAACGGGAACAUGACAGGAGUAUUCUAAAAGCGACUCGUGUAAACACCUUAAUCACAUUAUUAUCUUAUUCAGAGUAAGGUCAAUAAUUAGAUUACUGCUGUCCGUGUGAACGUAGUCAUUCUCACUUCCCUCUGUAGAAAUUUAUGGCAUUCUGUCACAUGAUUAAUCGACUGAAUAAAUACUACAACUUGUUUAAAGGUAUAAAAUAAUCCUAAUCCUUAUGUCAAUCCGGCUACCCCUUUAUGUCAUUCCCGCUACCCCUUAUGUCGAUCCAGUUAUCCUUUAUGUCAUUCCCGCUACCCCUUAUAUCGAUCCAGUUAUCCUUUAUGUCAUUCCCGCUACCCCUUAUGUCGAUCCCGCUACCCCUUAUGUCGAUCCAGUUAUCCUUUAUGUCAUUCCCGCUACCCCUUAUGUCGAUCCCGCUACCCCUUAUGUCGAUCCAGUUAUCCCUUAUGUCAAUCCCGCUACCCCUUAUGUUAAUCCCGCUACCCCUUUAUGUCAUUCCCGCUACCCCUUAUGUCAAUCCAGUUAUCCCUUAUGUCAAUCCCUCUACCCCUUAUGUCAUUCCCGCUACCCCUUAUAUCGAUCCAGUUAUCCUUUAUGUCAUUCCCGCUACCCCUUAUGUCGAUCCAGUUAUCCCUUAUGUCAAUCGCGCUACCUCUUAUGUCAAUCCUGCUACCCCUUAUGUCGAUCCAGUUAUCCCUUAUGUUAAUCCCGCUACCCCUUUAUGUCAUUCCCGCUACCCCUUAUGUCAUUCCCGCUACCCCUUAUGUCAAUCCAGUUAUCCCUUAUGUCAAUCCCGCUACCCCUUAUGUCAUUCCCGCUACCCCUUAUGUCAAUCCAGUUAUCCCUUAUGUCAAUCCCGCUACCUCUUAUGUCGAUCCAGUUAUCCCUUAUGUUAAUCCCGCUACCCCUUUAUGUCAUUCCCGCCACCCCUUCUGUCAAUCCGGCUACCCCUUAUGUCGAUCCCGCUACCCCUUAUGUCAUUCCCGCUACCCCUUCUGUCAAUCCGGCUACCCCUUAUGUCGAUCCCGCUACCCCUUAUGUCGAUCCAGUUAUCCCUUAUGUUAAUCCCACUACCCCUUUAUGUCAUUCCCGCUACCCCUUCUGUCAAUCCGGCUACCCCUUAUGUCGAUCCCGCUACCCCUUAUGUCGAUCCAGUUAUCCCUUAUGUUAAUCCCACUACCCCUUUAUGUCAUUCCCGCUACCCCUUCUGUCAAUCCGGCUACCCCUUAUGUCGAUCCCGCUACCCCUUAUGUCGAUCCAGUUAUCCCUUAUGUUAAUCCCGCUACCCCUUUAUGUCAUUCCCGCUACCCCUUCUGUCAAUCCGGCUACCCCUUAUGUCGAUCCCGCUACCCCUUAUGUCAUUCCCGCUACCCCUUCUGUCAAUCCGGCUACCCCUUAUGUCAUUCCCGCUACCCCUUCUGUCAAUCCGGCUACCCCUUAUGUCAAUCCCGCUACCCCUUUAUGUCAUUCCCGCUACCCCUUAUGUCGAUCCAGUUAUCCCUUAUGUCAAUCCUUUCAAUUUUGCUUGUAAUUAGGAUGAACAGGCCAUGAUUUAAAGCCAGUGUAAUCACUGCUUUCCCAUUUGUAAUACUUAAUACAACAGAAUACUUCCAUCUUGCAGUUUAGGUACCAAAUUAAUUUCCUCUCAUUACAGACAUCAUCACUCCACCACUCCAACAUUACUGUGAAACACCAUCGGUAACCGACCCGACAGUAGCUGAUAGUACUGUUUACACAUUUACCUGCAAAAAAACAACAACCCUCUUACAUGUAAACAUUUGUGUUUACACUUGCAACAAUUACAACACUUGUGUUUACAUGUAAAGACACGUCUGUGAAACCGAACACACCAAAUGUCUUGCUGCUACGUUUCUUGGUGACUCAGUAGAUGACAUGACACCACUCCUCAGGAGCAGGUUUGAUUAAACGAUAUGAGGUAUGAUGUCACUAAUGACCUGUUUAUUAAUGAAGCCCAGAGCGUCGCCCCCCCCCCCCUUUAUAAAUACUCUUUAUACUGAAAGAGUACGUAUUCAGCAUCUAACAGUCAUAGUUAGAACAAACUGUGUGUGUUUUUAAACCCUUAGUGCUAUUUGUAAUUGCUACUAAUGUUGGAAAUGAUCAUUAUUUUAGUCUUAAUAAACAUGACAAGAAAUCUAUUCUAUACUAUAAUACUAAAUCCUCUACGUUCCUCGUUGUGCCACGAGUGCAAUGACUUUUAUAAAUGACCCGAUUCUUGAAAAUGCACCAAAAAUGUAGUCAUCUUCAUGAACGGAUUCAUCUGUAUUUUUAUUUUGAAUGAAUUUUUUAAUAUUGUGAUGUUUAUACGUCCUGACACUGGGUGUUAGAGAAAAGUGGACUGUUUUUAUGAAUUUUUAUGAUCCCCCCCCCCCCCCCCCCCCCGACUUUUCUCUGUAAACACGUGGAUUUACACGUACUGUAUAAUAGACUUGUUAGUCAUUUAUAUUUAACGACCAAAUUUUUUUUAAAAAAUGAAAGCAUUGAGCACGA